Messenger RNA from Sitophilus oryzae (rice weevil), 2223 nucleotides. RefSeq names its product neuroligin-1. Bases 1 to 2223 code for a protein of 740 amino acids. Gene Ontology annotation, molecular function: neurexin family protein binding; signaling receptor activity. The transcript has 10 exons. NCBI's taxonomy places the organism in Eukaryota, Metazoa, Arthropoda, Insecta, Coleoptera, Curculionidae. Gene Ontology annotation, biological process: modulation of chemical synaptic transmission; chemical synaptic transmission; synaptic vesicle endocytosis. Gene Ontology annotation, cellular component: cell surface; synapse; postsynaptic membrane. The record is from RefSeq and is a predicted model, not a curated record.
AUGGUAUGGUCGGUUAAUAAUAUACUGGCAGGCACGAGAGAGGGUAGCAACCAAGCCAAGUAUCCCGUUAUAGUGUUCAUCCACGGCGAAAGCUACGAAUGGAAUUCAGGCAACCCGUACGACGGCACUGUCCUGGCCAGCUACGGGAGCGUGGUCGUUGUUACUGUAAAUUACAGGCUGGGCAUUUUGGGGUUCCUCAAUGCGAACACAGACCCAUACGCCAAGAACCCCUCAAACUAUGGCCUAAUGGACCAAAUAGCUGCCUUGCACUGGAUUCAAGAGAACAUAGCAUUUUUCGGUGGAGAUCCUACUAAUGUGACGCUACUGGGCCACGGGACUGGGGCAGCGUGCGUCAAUUUUUUGUUAACAUCCAGUGCAGUCCCAGAAGGUGUAUUAUUUCAUCGUGCCAUCCUCAUGUCCGGUUCAGCACUCAGUCCGUGGGCGCUGGUUCACGAACCCUCACGGUACGCAGCUCUGGUGGCCAUUCACGCCAACUGCUCCCCGGAAUUGCCUCACUCUCACCUCCUCAAAUGCCUCAGGGAGAAACCUUUGGACACUCUGCUGUCCACUCCGGUCGUGGCACCUGAAUUUUCCUUCGCCUUUGGCCCGAGUGUGGAUGGUGUUGUUAUUGAUACUGGAGAACCACCAGGUGGCGAAAAUCCUCACUACACCGAUUAUGAUAGUCCAGGAUCCAAUCCAGGGGGUAAAACUGGAACUAAACAAGAAAUCCAGAAUGCUGUUAAUAUACUCAACAGCGUACUUCUUCGAAAAUCAGUCAUAUCCAAAUUGAGCCGGUACGACUUGCUAUUAGGAGUCGUCAAGGCUGAAGCGUACUUUGCCUUCAACGGAGAAGACGUUCAGUAUGGCAUUGAAGCUGACCGCCGCACAAAGAUCCUUCGUACCUUCGUCAAGAACACCUACAGCUACCACCUCAGCGAAAUUCUAGCUACAAUCGUUAACGAAUACACAGACUGGGAGAGACCAGUCCAGCAUCCGAUAAAUAUCAGAGACGAGACGCUAGAAGCGCUGUCCGAUGCCCAGUACGUAGCUCCGGUGGUACACACUGCUGACUUGCAUUCAAAAGAGCACAGAAACUCGUAUCUUUAUGUGUUCGAUUAUCAGACCAAAUUUGGAGACUAUCCUCAGAGGCAGGGCUGUAUCCACGGCGAGGAGCUGCCCUAUUUGUUCGGCGCCCCCCUAGUCGGCGGCUUCAUGCAUUUCGGCAGGAACUACACGAAAUCGGAAGUAAUUCUGUCCGAAAUUACCAUGAUCUACUGGAGCAAUUUCGCCAGAACGGGGAAUCCCAAUGAGCAACCUGAAGGUGACCAUAAUAGACAAGACAGGGCAAGAUUCAAAAAUAUAGACUGGACAGCAUACGAAGCAGUGCACAAAAGAUAUUUAAAUUUAGAUACCAAACCCAAGCUGAAGAACCACUACAGAGCCCACAGGCUGUCUUUCUGGUUGAACCUGGUUCCAGACCUACACAAACCAGGCGGUGACGACGUUCCCUCUUCUCAUCACGAACUGACAGAUGACGACGAACCACUGCCCAAACUUCCGUCCCUCAACCCUCGCAAAUUGCCCACCACAGAGAGUCCAGAAAUAAGGACACUUUUCGGUAACGGGACUGCGAUAUUGGCCACCAUGGGCUCGGCAGACUCGACAGAAAGAGUAGAAGAAUUAGGUGGCCUUAGUACAACACAACACCCGGUAGAAGACGGUUUCGCCGCCUACUCCACCGCACUCAGCGUAACGAUAGCCAUUGGAUGUUCCCUACUCAUCCUCAACGUACUCAUCUUCGCCGGCGUCUACUACCAAAGGGACAAGACGCGCAUGAACGAAAACGGCUCGCACCAACCCAAAAAACGCAACGAAAACGGCCAAAUGCCCAACAACAUCUGCGGCGACCUCGAAUCCAGCAUCAUUGGGGUCAAAGGUGACCCCGCCACCAUCCUGGGUCACCAUCACUCGCACCAUCAACUCCCCCCUCCCGAAUUCGCCGACUUACCUCAGAACAACGCGACGUUGCCACGUCACGCGCCUCCCCCGCCGAAAGUGGGCGGGAAGAGCAACGUGAACACUCUGAGUUCGCGCAGCGUGCAGGAAAAUCAGCCGUUGCUGUCGACGCACAGCAUACAGCUGAUCAACACGGGCACGUUGACAAAGAAGAACACUCAAAUGAAUUCGAAACAGAACACGAACAUGGAGGAACUGCGUGUGUGA